CUGAAUUCCCCACCAGUAUGAUACCAAUGUGUCAUAAUUAUGCAUGAUAGAAGAUUAUGAGGGAAAUGUAUCCAUCUCUCUUCGGACCCCCAAAGUGACUCUUACACAUGGUACGAGUACUUGAUCAUAUAGUUGGUAGAUUCAAGUAUGAUAUCAUGCUUGAGUACAGGUACCGGUAUUCGUGAACCACCUGUAUCUGGUAACCCUACCGUAGUCCCAUAACUGCAUCGCACUUGAGGCCCGUCCGAAGAGCUUCAGCUCUGGACAACGUCGCCUGUACCACCACCAUCCAUCCCUCUCCACAAGCCAUCCCUCACUUGAGCACAAUAUUAUACUGUACCCUCCUGCUUCCUCCCGAAAAACUUCUCCUUACAGAAAAAUAGUUCACCAAGACCUCCAGAAUACUGUAACCUACACCAUACACGCACAAUGCCAACGAAAAAGAACCUCUCCUCCACCUCCUCCACCUCCGCACCAACUGCCCCAGCAUCAGCAGCUCUCUCCUCCUCAUCACCAGCCCCGAAAUCCCACACCUCACAUAAUGCUCUCUCGGACCCGCUCUCGAUCCUCGGAGACAUCUUCAGCAACUACUCUCAGAGCACCCCCCAGCGCACGAAACUGAUUGACGCGUUUUUGGGAUUCCUGGUGGUCAUGGGUGUGCUGCAGUUCGUUUAUUGCGUUGUCGCUGGGAAUUACCCCUUCAAUGCUUUCCUAGCUGGAUUCUCCGCCACUGUGGGGCAGUUCGUGUUGACUGCUUCUCUACGUAUACAAUCUAACCCCGCGAAUAAGUCCGAGUUUUCCAGUGUUUCCCCCGAGCGAGCGUUUGCGGAUUAUGUCUUUUGUAGUGUUAUCUUGCACCUUUUUUGUACAAACUUUAUCAAUUAGGAGGUGGUUGAUCGCAUUCGGACGGUGAAGGGAGGGGGGGGCAAGGAGUGGUUUGUACUGUGUUGAUGUUGUUCAAAAAUCGCAGGAAAUAAACUGUUGCGAGUCGAUAUCGUAGUGCUUCAUAUGAUGGUGGUCAUAGGAUCUCGUAGGGGAAAACAAAAAGUCAUUUCCGAGCACAUUGUGCCCGUGAUUACUACUUGCACAGUACCGGUACCAUAUGGUAACUUUCACGAGCCUAUCAAGAGUUGUGCUCCACCACAAA
Molecule: messenger RNA, 1147 nt
Organism: Tuber melanosporum (Perigord truffle)
Lineage: Eukaryota; Fungi; Ascomycota; Pezizomycetes; Pezizales; Tuberaceae
Exons: 3
Coding region: 430-885 (151 amino acids)
Biological process (GO): protein N-linked glycosylation
Cellular component (GO): membrane; oligosaccharyltransferase complex
Source: RefSeq, a predicted model, not a curated record